This is a messenger RNA of Darwinula stevensoni, 987 nucleotides long. NCBI's taxonomy places the organism in Eukaryota, Metazoa, Arthropoda, Ostracoda, Podocopida, Darwinulidae. The record is from the annotation of a GenBank genome assembly.
AUGACAGAGAAAGACAGAAGCCUUGACUUAUUGAAAGAGGACAAUCAUGCCUCAGAAGAAAAGCCAGUGUGCACAUUUUUCCUCAAGCGCAAAGUUAAUUUGAAAGCUGCGCGGAAGAGAAAGGGAAGUAAUGAAGGUGGGAGCAGUGAGGAUGAUACUCAAGUCAUCAGAAAGGAAAAGAAACAGGCCAUAGACAAUGUUAUGGUCCAGUCAACCAGCAAGAGUAGGACUUCCAAGAAACAGAGACAACCCAGUAAUGACAGUGACAGUGAUCCUUCAGAUUUGAGUCCAGAUCUUUCAUACAAAUCCAAACGAACUGCUGAACCUGAAGGGCCAAAAGACAUGGGAGCAACAGCCAUAAGUGAGAUUGACACAGAAAGGGAUCGUGAUCCAGAGGCCAUUCAGGAGAGAGCAAAGGAUAUCCAGAAAGAGCUCAAAGGGAAAGAAGAUGAUAAGAUCUAUCGUGGGUUAAAUAACUAUGCCAAGUAUACCAAAGCCAAGGAAUCCAGCCUGGACAAACAAGCUGUACUUGCUCAGAAAGGUCCCAUACGUGCACCUGAACAUCUGAGAGCAACUGUUCGCUGGGAUUAUCAGCCAGACAUCUGCAAGGACUACAAGGAGACUGGAUUUUGUGGCUUUGGGGAUAGCUGCAAGUUCUUGCAUGACCGAUCAGAUUACAAGCAUGGUUGGCAGAUUGAAAGAGAACUGCAGGAAGGCUCUUAUGGUAAGGAUGAUGAUGAUGUUGACCGAUAUGCAGUUGAGUCAGAUGAAGAUGAACUUCCUUUCAAGUGUUUCAUUUGCCGUGAUUCCUUCAAAGAUCCUGUUGUAACUAAGUGCAAGCAUUAUUUUUGUGAGAAGUGUGCAUUGCAGCAGUACAAAAAGUCUACAAGGUGUUAUGUGUGUGGGACUCAGACUACUGGUGUCUUCAAUCCUGCUAAAGAACUCAUGGCUCGACUUCAGUGCCAUGCUGAAGAAGAUUCUGAUUGA